CAGCAAACAGAUCCCUAAAAGAAACAGCCUCUUCCAGAUUUUUUUUGAAACCUCCACCCGACUCUCGUGAAGGGCCUGAACUGACUGACUCACCUCCUCCCUGGUUUGACAAUGUAGUUGCUCACAGGCGCCGAUGGUCUUUGAAUCACUGCCCGCGCGCAGACGUCGUCGGGGUAUAAAAGAUCGUUGGCGCCUCUCCUCUCUAACAUACGAUUGCCCAUGUGCCACUCAAGAAACCUGAACAAGCCAGGGAACACCUGUUUUCAGCAGCCAAAUAAGGUCUCUCUGUCACCUUCAGGAAAGAGAUACCCGGCUUUGAUGCCGGAAACCGCCUCAAGGAUGUGCGACCACCGCCGCAACCGCCACUCGCAGCUGUUCUCCCCAGCCCAUGACCCCUUUUCACCACUAUGCCGUCGCUUUGGUUACGGAACCCCGUCUCCAUCCCAGUCUACUAGAUUUCCUGGGUUCUACCGAGCGCUCCCCUCCUCGGUCUUUGGACAUCCGCCACCGGCUCGCCGUAAUGCUAGCUUCAACCACAGAGCGCCAUCCUCUAUCCCCCGGCCUUCCGGCGCCUCGUAUCGAGAGGACCCGGCUUGCUCCCACCGCCCGUGCCAUCUCCCGGCCCAUAGAAGGGACACACGACAGCCAGGCCCAGGUCGGAACAUGUUUCCCGACAUCAUCCCCAGCAUCGAGCGCGGUCCCAGCACGCUAUUCACAUCUCCCAGCCUGUCAACAAGGGAAGGAUCGCAGACAUCUUGUUCUUCUCCCGCACCACCCUCGGAGUCUCUCGCGUCGAGGUCGUACUCCCACGACGGCAUGGUCUCUCCCUUGGAACCGCGUUCCCGCCGACUCGAAACGCCGAGAUACAUCUCGGCCCUGCGUCCUCUCUCGACGUCCCCAUCGCCGGGCAUCCCGGGCGAGCCCCCAACCGCUCUGCCGCUCCCGACGCCGUCGCCCCCAUCUUGCGUCGUCCUACCGCCCGGAUUCCGUCUCGGCCGCCAAGCGACGGGCCCGGACCUGCGGGCCAGGGUCGGUGCGCCCGAGGACCCACACGUCGCCCUCGGCGGGCCUCAUCGCCCGCGGUGUCCCAGCUGCGAGUGCGUCUGCGUGUCCAUCGGGAACCGCUCGCGGCGAAGCGGAGGUUGGACAGGUACUUCCGGGCCUACCAUAGGGGGUUUAGGACCCCGGGACCAGCGGCGGCUACGUUGAUUCUUGAUUCGGCUGUGGGUGGGAAGUGAUGGGAUAACCCAUGAUUCGAGGGUGGGGAGUUAAUGAAGGACCUCCGAAACAAAAAUUAAGUGUUAUAUGAGCAGACUCAAGCAAACUUGGUGGAAAUGUGUCUUGAGCUCGUGAAGCCUAAACUGUACCAGGGAGAGCGGCUGAAAAAGGCGCAUGAAGCAGCCAAACGACGUAUAUCGCCGUAAGCCUCUUCGGGGUCUCCGCAGCCGAGAUGGUAUCAGUCAGCCUCCAUUUCAAGAAAUGCAGUGGUUUUCA
Colletotrichum navitas is the source of this 1494-nucleotide messenger RNA. RefSeq lists its product as uncharacterized. The transcript has 2 exons. The coding region runs from base 220 to 1209 and encodes 329 amino acids. The record is from RefSeq and is a predicted model, not a curated record. NCBI's taxonomy places the organism in Eukaryota, Fungi, Ascomycota, Sordariomycetes, Glomerellales, Glomerellaceae.